Anopheles coustani is the source of this 1650-nucleotide messenger RNA. RefSeq lists its product as uncharacterized. Lineage: Eukaryota; Metazoa; Arthropoda; Insecta; Diptera; Culicidae. The transcript has 2 exons. The record is from RefSeq and is a predicted model, not a curated record. Bases 1 to 1650 code for a protein of 549 amino acids.
AUGUCUGCCCCAGAGCUAUCGUGGCAAGUGUUUCGGGACAUCGGAGUGCACAAACUGCGCCUAGGUCAAGUGUGCGGUGCCAUCGACAGCUUCAACCAGGCAUCGCCCGGGUCCGGCGAGGCAGAACCGCUUCAGGUAUGGAAAGCAAAGGCCCUCCUGGCGAAUUGUGACCCGCAGCGGGCCCUGCAAGCGACCGGAAAGGCCCUCAAAUAUCCAGCAACUCUACUGCACUGCCGGGCACUGUACGGCGUGGGGGAGCUAGAACGACAUUUGCUCGCCUCGUGCAAUGGCAAGCGCCACCAGCAACCGGAAGCCGGCCACCGGCAGCGGGCCUUCGACGCGGAAGUAGAUCUUGCAAUGACAACCUUCGAGUAUACCCUCGGGCAGCGCGCCGGUAAGUCGCUGCUCGAGUACCGUCACCGCUUCCGGCAGAUUGCCAUCGAGCAGGAGCAACAGCGCCAGCAAGCGGACGGUAGACCUCGCUGGAAGAUACUGGCGGAGGCGGGUGAGUGCGACACGGAGAGUGUUCUGGCGAUGGGCCACAAGGAGGCACCUCUGUUGGAGCAGGCUCGUCGGAGCAGGAAUAUGAAAAUCCUGGGACAAGUGCACCUCGGUUGCGGCUGGGAGGAUUGGUUGUUCACCGAGCAACUGAGGUCCGGAGGUCGCUUCGGAUCGAUUGUGAACCUACUCCAGACGAAGGAGAGCUCGGCCAAAAUGUGCUCGCUGGUGGAAGAAUGCUACGAAAAGGUGACGACACGAGUGAAACAAGCGCAAGCCCGCUUUCCUUUGUACAGCCAGCGACACGGACGUUUCGGGCCGCGGUCGAAUCUUCGUCGGGAGCGUUUCGAAAUCGACCAGCUUCUCAGAUAUCGCUACCGUGCGUACCGGGCCGUCUACAAUCAGCUGGAUCGAUUGACGGCGCUUCGGAAGGAGGCUAAACUUGGCGAACUAUUGCGUUUCACCGGGGAGAUUUUGUACGGUUUCUACAAGACCACAACCGUGCGAGUGCUACCGGAGAAGGGUCAAAUGGUCCGCGAGGUCUGCAACCUGGUGGGGUUGGCCGUUCUGGACCAACUGCGCAUCCCACCGUCGCUGAUGGACGAACCGGCCGACCAGCGCCUACUGCUACUGUUCGCCAUUCCACCUCCGAACGAACCGGAAGUGGUCGUGCCAGUGUUUGGUGACAUUUCCACCUACCGCGAUCCCACCGAGCCGGACCAUGGAUAUCUGCGAUACAAGAACAAAAUAGCUGAGGUGGAGCGACGCUACCGGCAGGCCGAAUAUCCCAUCGAACGCUGCUUCCGUGACUACCAGAUGGCCCGGCUGCAUCUGGCGAACGGAUGGCUGGACGACGUGAAGGUGAUGGGCCAUCGGAUGAUCGACGAAGCCAUCGGUUGCGGAUGCCACUUGUGGCAGCUCAUCGGUCAGCUGACCAUCGCACGGGCCUUCUGUGCCCAGCAGAAUCUGGAACAGCUGGCCGUAUGGCUCCGGGCGGCCGCUGAACUCGUGGCCCGCCAACUGCCCGACGAGCGGCUCGCCUUUUUCAUCGAACUAUCGCAGAGGCUUAACCGGGAUUUGCUGAUGAAAAAGCAAGUCGUAGCCGGCGACCGGACCUACUCGGUGGAGCUGGAUCAUACGGUGUUGGCUUAG